CCCUGCCCCGCACGCUUUGGGGCAUGCCUGUGAGCAUGUUCAGCAUCGACAAUAUCCUGGCGGCCAGACCUCGCUGCAAGGACUCGGUGCUGCUGCCCCCGAGCGCCGCGCCCGUCGUUUUCCCCAGCCUCCACGGGGACUCGCUCUACGGCAGCGCCUCCGACUACGGCGGAUUUUACUCCCGGGCGGUGGCUCCCGCCUCCGCGCUGCCGCCGGCCGUCACUGGAUCCCGGCUCGGCUACAACAACUACUACUACGGGCAGCUGCAUGUGCCCGCGUCCCCCGUGGGCCCUUCGUGCUGCGGGGCCGUGCCGCCGCUGGGUGCUCAGCAGUGUUCCUGCGUGCCCCCCGCAGGUUACGAGGGCACUGGGUCAGUCCUGAUGUCCCCUGUUCCCCAUCAGAUGUUGCCCUACAUGAACGUGGGCACUUUGUCCCGGACGGAGCUGCAGUUACUGAACCAGCUGCACUGCAGGCGAAAAAGGCGGCACCGGACUAUCUUCACUGACGAGCAGCUGGAAGCGCUGGAAAACCUCUUCCAGGAAACGAAAUACCCAGAUGUGGGCACGAGGGAACAGCUGGCCAGAAGGGUGCACUUAAGAGAGGAAAAAGUGGAGGUUUGGUUCAAAAACCGCCGGGCGAAGUGGAGGAGGCAAAAGCGAUCGUCUUCGGAGGAAUCAGAAAACGCACAAAAGUGGAAUAAAGCGUCUAAAACGUCACCGGAGAAAAGACAAGAGGACGGGAAAAGUGACUUGGAUUCUGACAGCUGAUACUUCUAAGUGGGGGGGACAUUUCCCGUGGACUGUCGGACACGCUCCAGAGGAUGCUACUAAUCUUGCACAAGAUCUGCCUUGUUGGAGGGGGAAAAUAUCUGUAUAUAAUGUACAAUGCCCCGAGCUAAUUCCGUGUAAAUAAAAUGUGUUGCGGACGUGUUGCACAGGUA
Messenger RNA from Zonotrichia albicollis (white-throated sparrow), 940 nucleotides. It is a transcript of the gene GSC, whose product is annotated as goosecoid homeobox. NCBI's taxonomy places the organism in Eukaryota, Metazoa, Chordata, Aves, Passeriformes, Passerellidae. The record is from RefSeq and is a predicted model, not a curated record. Gene Ontology annotation, biological process: regulation of transcription by RNA polymerase II. Gene Ontology annotation, cellular component: nucleus. Gene Ontology annotation, molecular function: RNA polymerase II cis-regulatory region sequence-specific DNA binding; DNA-binding transcription factor activity, RNA polymerase II-specific.